UAAGCGCUUAGCCAAGCAUGCUGGGAGUCACAGAACAACUAAAGGGAAGGAGUAUCCGGAUGUCUUGGAUUUUCUUUCCAUUCUGUUCUGUUCUGUUCUCCUAAUACCACCUCAUUGCUAGACGUAGGUAGGCACUGGGCAUGACAAUCAACUACAUUUGAACUGAGCAGAUGAAAUAUUGAAGACACAGCCAGUCUCCAGGAGAAAUGUCUCAAAGGCAGCCUCAGUCACCUAAUGAGACUUUAAUUUCAAUCACAAAUGACACAGAAUCAUCAAGCUCUGUCGUUUCCAACGAUACCACAAAUAAAGCACGGACCGGAGACAACUCUCCAGGAAUAGAAGCACUGUGUGCCAUCUAUAUCACUUAUGCUGUGAUCAUUUCAGUGGGCAUCCUUGGAAAUGCUAUUCUCAUCAAAGUCUUUUUCAAGACCAAAUCCAUGCAAACAGUUCCAAAUAUUUUCAUCACCAGCCUGGCUUUUGGAGAUCUUUUACUUCUGCUGACUUGUGUGCCAGUGGAUGCAACCCACUACCUUGCAGAGGGAUGGCUGUUCGGAAGAAUUGGUUGUAAGGUGCUCUCUUUCAUCCGGCUCACUUCUGUUGGUGUGUCGGUGUUCACAUUAACAAUUCUCAGCGCUGACAGAUACAAAGCAGUUGUGAAGCCACUUGAGCGACAGCCCUCCAAUGCCAUCCUGAAGACUUGUGCAAAAGCUGGCUGCAUCUGGAUCGUGUCUAUGAUAUUUGCUCUACCAGAGGCUAUCUUUUCAAAUGUGUAUACUUUUCGAGAUCCUGACAAAAAUAUAACAUAUGAAUCAUGUGCCUCUUACCCUGUCUCUGAAAGGCUCCUGCAAGAAAUACAUUCUCUGUUGUGCUUCUUAGUGUUCUACAUUAUUCCACUCUCAAUUAUCUCUGUCUAUUAUUCUUUGAUUGCUAGGACUCUUUACAAAAGCACCUUGAACAUACCUACUGAGGAACAAAGCCAUGCCCGCAAACAGAUUGAAUCCCGGAAGAGAAUUGCCAAAACGGUACUGGUGCUGGUGGCUCUGUUUGCUCUCUGCUGGUUGCCGAAUCACCUACUGUAUCUCUACCACUCAUUCACUUACCAAAACUAUGUAGAUCCUUCUGCCAUCCAUUUUAUUGUCACCAUUUUCUCUCGGGUGCUGGCUUUUAGCAAUUCUUGUGUAAACCCCUUUGCUCUCUACUGGCUGAGCAAAACCUUCCAGAAGCAUUUUAAAGCUCAGCUUUUCUGCUGCAAGGCAGAGCUGUCUGAACCUUCUCCUGCUGCUACCCCUCUUAACAAUCUGGCUGUGAUGGGAAGGGUCCCAGUUCCUGGCACUGGGAGCACACAGGUGUCUGAAAUUAGUGUGGCCCUGUUCAGUGGGUGCAGCAUGAAGAAGGAAGAGGACACAGUCUAGCUUUUCAAUUAAAAAUGGUGUUUUUCCUCCCAAAGUGUGUAUCCAACUCUAAGCUGUGAAUAGGUGUAUGGUGUCCAGAUUUUUGUUGUUUGUGAAUUGUGUUGGAAUCUUAGGAGUGAAGGAUUCCUAUUAAUGAGAGAUGAACCAUGAUUUUCUUCAAAGUACAAACAGUAAUGCCUUUGGCCUGUCUAAAUAAAAUCAAGACCGUUAAGUAUAGAAAAAUGCUUUUGCAUAUGCCAUUGAAUGGAGGCUGAACAGGAGGGAAGGCAAAAGAAACAAGAUCAAACUUUAAAAACCCACUGUUUCCACUGCUUCUCUGAUGCUUAGAAUUUCUCACACUCAUGUGAUUGUCAUAAAAUUGUGUUUGUGUUUAUAAUGUGGUGUAAACAUAGCAACUACAAUUGUAAUUUGUGUAUGAAAAGGAGAUCUAAAAGAGAUAAAAUGUCUCUUAAGCAGUUUUCUUUAAAAAAAAAACAUCUUCACAGAGUGACUGCCCUUUUCCUUUAGUCUCUAUCUCAUUAUAAUCUGUGCAAUUGACAUGUAAAUGCUUGGGGGUGAAUACUGAGUAAGGGUCUGGAGCUGAUGAUUGCUUUACUGGGUCAACACUUAAUUGACUGUGGUUCUACUUACAACUAUCAUCGAUUAAUACAACUAUCAUCGAUUAAUAACUGGGCAAAGUUAUUUUCCACAAGUAUUUUUAAGAAUUAACUUUAUUCACAGGCAGAAGAAUAAAUGGACAUGUUUUAUGGUGUCAUUAAGGGACCCUGUCAAAACAUCUGCAAUCCUGCCAGUGUCUGAAAUUCUUCCUUUAAGGAAACUGAUUUUCUUCUGGUAAGCAGUGCCCUCUUUCUAAAAACAUGUAGAAGUACCACACAGAAAUCCCUAACACCUGGAUGUGCAAUCAUCAUCAGAUCAUUUUCUUGCUUGAUUUUAUUAAACUCAAAGGGUGCCUAAGUCCUGUAAGAGUAUGACAUAAUUAAUCUGUGUCCCUGGAAAUCAGAUGGAAGAAUCUGAUCUUCUAUCCUCUGCUCUUACUUGCUACCACAAUAAGCUUGUUACUGUCAUUUUAAAAACUGUUGUCAAUAGAUUUGUCAGGUGUAGAUUUGUGGUUUCAGAAAAUGUAUUCUCAGAAGUAAAUUAAAGCUUAUGUUUGUUACUAUAGAUAGUUAAAUUUGUAUUUAAAAAAAACUCGAAUUUUGAGUGUGCUUUCGGUAGUUUUGAGCUUUCUUUAAAUGGCUUGUGUAGUUGUAAACUUUUGCUAAUGAUGUGGCUCAAAAAGGGGAUAUAUAUCAACAAUAGACUAAAUUUCUGUAAAACUGGUUAACUUAAAGUGGGGGUGCUGAUAUUGUAUUAAUAUUGUUUUAAAGUUGACAUUGUAAUCAACAGGGGGAAACAAAUAUGAAAUAAAAGUUUGAAAUGGC
This is a messenger RNA of Ictidomys tridecemlineatus (thirteen-lined ground squirrel), 2833 nucleotides long. It is a transcript of the gene Brs3, whose product is annotated as bombesin receptor subtype 3. Gene Ontology annotation, cellular component: plasma membrane. The record is from RefSeq and is a predicted model, not a curated record. NCBI's taxonomy places the organism in Eukaryota, Metazoa, Chordata, Mammalia, Rodentia, Sciuridae. Gene Ontology annotation, biological process: bombesin receptor signaling pathway. Gene Ontology annotation, molecular function: bombesin receptor activity.